AUUGUUUUCAAUUUCAUAUCUGGACAGUGGACGGGGGUCCUAUUUUGCUUAUCUCCUUCGUUGGUAACGAUGAAGGCAACUUUGAAGACCAAGUACGACGCAGAUAAAAGCGGCGCCGCCUCGACUCUAGCUGUUAACGCCGGAGAUGUCAAGCUCCGAGCUUCCAUUACCGACGCUACAAUCAUCAACGGCCCUAGCUUAAAUGGCCUAGCUCUUGCCGUUGAGAAACCGGGCUUCUUCAUAGUUGAUUACAAUGUCCCCAAAAAGGACCUUCGCUUUCAGUUUAUGAACACUGUAAAGGUAGCGGAGAAGCCUUUGAAAUUGACUUACAUCCAUAGUAGGGGCGACAACAGAACAAUUCUUGAUGGAGCCCUAGUUUUUGAUUCGGCUAACAAGGUCUCUGCCAAUCACGUUCUUGGCUCUGGAAAUUGUAAAUUGAAGUACACUUACGUGCAUGAGGGUGUGACCACUUUUGAACCUUCCUACGAUGUUGCAAAGAACUCUUGGGACUUUUCUGUUUCGAGGAAGGUUUAUGGUGAUGAUGUAUUCAAGGCUACGUACCAGACUACAACCAAGGCACUUGGAUUAGAAUGGACAAGGAAUUUAAAGUCAAGCGGAGAUAUCAAGAUUGUGGCAUCGGUCAAUCUGGCAGAUGAAUCAAAAAGGCCAAAAGUAACUGCGGAAUCGACGUGGAACUUUGAAGUGUAAUUUUCAAUCAAUCUUCCCUUUAAAUUCCUGUUUGUGAUUUAUUCUGGACAUGGAUUUCCAAUAUACAUUCCUGAUUGAAUCUGAGAAUGCUUUUUGCGCACUGAAAAUUUCAGUAGCAUUCUAGCAAAAACCUCAAUAGUCAUAAGAAGCAGUUCUUUUGAAGUGACUGUUCGCUUCCCUAUUGCUCA
This is a messenger RNA of Momordica charantia (bitter melon), 896 nucleotides long. RefSeq names its product outer envelope pore 24B-like protein. Gene Ontology annotation, molecular function: voltage-gated monoatomic cation channel activity. Lineage: Eukaryota; Viridiplantae; Streptophyta; Magnoliopsida; Cucurbitales; Cucurbitaceae. Gene Ontology annotation, biological process: regulation of monoatomic ion transmembrane transport. The record is from RefSeq and is a predicted model, not a curated record.